AUGAAUAAGGACAAGGAACCAACGGUCCGUUCGCAGUCGGACUUAUACGGACGCAUUUCCCGCGCAUACGAGAACUUGCGGAAGUCGGGAACCGCCAACAUAACGAUCGAGCUGGCGGAAGCGCGACUUCAAGCCCUCGAGGUCAACUGGGCGAAGUUCGAGUUCCAGCACAACAAGCUUCUCGAACACUGGGAAGCCCUGUCGGAAAGCACAUACGUGAAAACGGACAUGCCAACGCUAGCUGAGGAGGCGUACCUGACGCAGAAGGACAUGUUCUUGGACACGCUUCGACGCCUCAGAGCCGCGGAGAGGACCGAGACUCCAGCCUUCGGACCGCCGCCGUCGCAUCCGGCGCGAACUACACUGCCGAGGAUCCAACUCCCGCAGUUCUCCGGACUCUACGAGGAUUGGCCUUCGUUCCGGGACCUCUUUCACUCCCUCAUCGGGAAGGACGAAUCCACCGCCGAAGUCGAGAAGCUCCAUUACCUGAAGUCGUGUCUGAAAGGAGAAGCAGAGCUCAUGAUUCGAAGUCUACCUACGACAGGCGAGAACUUUGGUCGCGCGUGGAAGGUUCUCACGGACUACUACGAGAACAAGCGGCUGCUCGUGCAGUCCUACAUAGCCAGGUUCACGGCAAUUCAGCGGAUGAGGGAGAUUUGGCAGUAA
Formica exsecta is the source of this 666-nucleotide messenger RNA. RefSeq lists its product as uncharacterized. The coding region runs from base 1 to 666 and encodes 221 amino acids. NCBI's taxonomy places the organism in Eukaryota, Metazoa, Arthropoda, Insecta, Hymenoptera, Formicidae. The transcript is spliced from 2 exons. The record is from RefSeq and is a predicted model, not a curated record.